GCCACGUAUUAGAGCUAUAGUGUUCGAUCAGAUUUGAUCUAGCCAAAAUUUAAAUCCGAGAGAAAAUUCUACAAAUAAUAAAAACCUAUGUAUUUUAACAUUAAUUUUAUAAAAUAUGAGAAAAUUAGAAUUUAACUACAGUGUUUAAAUUUAUUGCCAAUUAAGCUUUAUUAUUUUCUUUUAGGCUAAUUAAGCUUUUAUUGUUUGAGUUGGACUUUGGGCUCUCACUCAGUGUCUCGCAGUCGCAGCUACCCGUCUUCCCCAAUUCCCAAUUGGGUUUUCCGUUCUCUCUCCUCAGCCCUAAUCUCCUUCUCCCUAAUUUCUCUCGCGUCUCCACGUCCUGCCGCCGUCCCGCACCAGACUUCUCUCUCGCAGUCUCGCCUCCCCUCUCCAUCUCGUCGGCGGUCGCGAGUCGCGACCCAUUGGUUGUGAAUCGAGGUCCCGAAAAUCAGCGGACACUCCUCAACCUUCACCUGCACCAACGAAGCUCGACGUCGGAGACUCCUUUCUGGGGGGCCUGCUCUGCAGCUGUAGUAAAGAUGGAGGGGUGUAGUGCAGAGUCCACACAAGAAGAUGCUCCAGUCUCACAGGCUCAGCCUGAAGAAAUGGAGAGAAAAGUUCGAGUAGAUGCUGUAUGGCAGCAAAUGAGCAAAGGUGUGCCUUCAAAAACUCUUAAAAGCAUCCUGGGGAACCGGAGUCCGAAGACAAACAAGUCUACUCGAGGAAGUCCUGUGCAGAAGUCAUCAACAGGUUGGAUGACUUAUCUUGGUUUGGGAUCAACUAAGACACCACCUCCUGUACAAGGGGUGUUGGGAAAGCGUGCUGGCACAAGUGAGAAUGGUUCCAGUGAGGAAGGCAAAAAACUUGCUGCUGCCGCUCUUUCAGCUGUUAAGGAUGCUGCUGCUGCUUUGGCAACUACAGGAAGAGGAAAAGUCGAGGUUACUGAAGUUCGAGACUUUGCUGGUGAGGAAAUUGAAGUAAGGAAACUAGUUGAUGCUGCCUCGAAAGAGGCAGUUGAGAAAGGGAAAGGUGUAGCAGGCACCGUAUCAGCCGUUGAUGCUGUUCUAGAACAGAUAAAAAAGAAACCUAAACUCAGUGUGCUUGACAAGACAAAGAUGGACUGGGGCGAAUUCAAGGAAGAAAAUAAAGGCAUGGAAGAUGAACUUGACGCAUACAAGAAAAGUUCGAAUCAGUAUCUGGACAAAGUUUCUUUCUUGCAGCGUGCUGAUUACCGAGAAUUCGAGCGAGAAAGAGACGUCCGGCUUGCAUCGCAGGCCAGGCGAAAGACUGAUAUGAGAGACGACUGAUCAAACUACUUUGGCUCGAACAGCCUUACUGAUCUGUCAAAAUCUCAAAAAUCAAACGGAGGCCUUAAUCUGCGUAUGAGUGUUGGUUUGCCUCGGGUUCUAAACAACUCUAUCAUCUUCACCUACAGAAACCUCGAUUCCAGGUUUGGUUGCCUAUUUUUUUGUUUUGUUUUGCAGCCUGGGUUUGAGUCCUCGAAAAGUUGGCUUUCUCGUUUGAGUUUCAGCAUCAGCUGCAUUUUUUCAAGAUGUGUGAGAUGCCACAAUUUCGGAGCAUACGAAUGGAAGUUGCAUCAAAUAUUUCAACAGCGAAUGAAUUCUUGUUAGAAAUGUAUGAAAGAGCAACCAUUCUUGUCAUUGUUUCUCUUAUAUUAUGCUACUAAUGCAAAAUUAUUGAGCUCAGGAGUUUGUGUUAUGUUAACACUGAAUGGAAUUGAAUUGGAAUUGGUUAUGUAAUAAUUGGUCAAUUUAUGGUGCUCAAA
Salvia miltiorrhiza (redroot sage) is the source of this 1786-nucleotide messenger RNA. RefSeq lists its product as uncharacterized. The transcript is spliced from 5 exons. Bases 540 to 1307 code for a protein of 255 amino acids. The record is from RefSeq and is a predicted model, not a curated record. Lineage: Eukaryota; Viridiplantae; Streptophyta; Magnoliopsida; Lamiales; Lamiaceae.